AUGACAUUCAAUGCGGAGACAAAUCUUACCAUCGAGAAUGUAUAUCAGACAGAUUUGACUAAUUCGACGUUAGCUCUAGCGCACACGUGCUUUAUAUGUUCAUUACCUAUUUGCGGUGAGAUUGUAUUUCGAAUCGAUGGAAAUCAUUAUCAUGGGGUAUGUAUAAACUGUUCGGAAUGUCAUAUAAAAUUACUCGACGAAUGCUAUUCUCGAAAUGGAGUAAUCUACUGUAAAGAGCAUUACUUCAAUAAAUUUGGAAAUAAAUGUGCAUCGUGUGGCUACAGUGUCUUACCUACAGAAAUCAUUCGACGUGCGAAUGAUUUUGUAUACCACUUACAAUGUUUUAGUUGUUUGAUAUGUCACCGGCAAUUGAAAACAGGUGACGAAUUUUAUGUAAUCGCUGAUGAAAAGCUUGUUUGUAAAUUUGAUUACGAUACCUUACGGAAUAAAGCGUUCGAUGAUAACAAUAAACGACCACGUACAACUAUAUCUCAAAAACAACUCGAUGUUCUCAGACAAGUUUAUAUAACAACACCGAAACCGCCGCGGCAUUUACGCGAGUCUUUAGCAAUCGAUACAGGUUUGGAUAUGCGAGUGGUGCAAGUGUGGUUUCAAAAUCGUCGAGCCAAGGAGAAACGGUUGAAAAAAGAUUCAAAUCGACGAUGGCCAACAACAACGCGUGGUCAACAAACGAAAAAGUCCAAAGCAAAAGGUCAAAUGAAAAUUCGAGAAAAAGAUUCCAGCGAAGACGACAAUAUCGGCACAUCCGAUGAUGAAUUUUCUGAGCAUGAACCAGAUACCUCAUUUCCAAAUGCUCAACCUAAGGAAGCCAUGUAUCUUGAUCUUCAACGACCAACUCAUGAAUUUAGUUCAUUCACCUCUACUUGUACAGAAUUGAAUGGACCAGUUAUUGCAUCGUCAUUUCCACACAUGUUGGAAUCGAUGCGUAAAUACUCGUUUUCAACCUCGUCAUCAGUAGUAACCAUAAACGACGAUCAAGGUUCAUCACCAGAAUUAGAAUUCAAUCCAAUUGCGAGACAACAUUAG
This is a messenger RNA of Adineta ricciae, 1047 nucleotides long. The record is from the annotation of a GenBank genome assembly. NCBI's taxonomy places the organism in Eukaryota, Metazoa, Rotifera, Eurotatoria, Adinetida, Adinetidae.